CUGGACCAAGAGGAACCAGAGUCUCCAGAGAUUAAAGAGGAACAGGGGGAGCUCUGCACGAGUCUGGAGGUAGAGCAGCUUGUACGUAAAUUGGAGACUGAUGCGUUAAAUCCUACUUGUGAGAUGAAUGACCACACUGAUGAAACUUUGCUUUUGGAUCUUGACCAAACUCAUACUACAGCAGAGGGAGAGACCCUGACUGAUUUCUCUGUUACAGUAAUAAAAUCUGAAUCUGACAGAGAGGAUUUUGGAGUAUCAGAACCAAAUUGCGACCACCAUAAAAGCCAAAAACGCAAAAGAGGCAACCAUGAGAAUACAAAUACUGACAUGAAACCAGAAAACAAACUCUUCAAAUGUCUCGUUUGUACUGAAGAGUUUCAUGAUUUCUUGAAGUUAAAGAUUCAUUUAAGGAGCCACACUGGUGAAAAGCGAUUCAAAUGUGACACUUGUGGGAAAGGAUUCACUCAGAACGCUCUGCUUAGGAACCACAUGAUAACUCACACCGGGGCAAAGCCCUUUAUAUGCACAGUUUGUGGAAGGGAAUUCAACUGUCAGUCAAACUGUAUCAAUCAUAUGAAAACUCACUCUGACAAGAAGCCGCAUACCUGCUCCACCUGUGGGAAAAGCUUCAGCCGGCCUGCAGACCUGAGGAGGCACAACCGAACUCACACAGGCGAGAAGCCGUACACCUGUGUCCACUGCGGGAAGGAGUUUUCUUACCACUCAUCUCUCACGAAUCACGUCCGAGUGCAUACAGGGGAGAAGCCUUAUAAAUGUAUUUGGUGUGGGAAAAGAUUUGCUGUCAGCACAACAUUGAAAAUACACACCAGAGUCCACACAGGGGAAAAGCCAUAUAAAUGUAACACUUGUGGGAAGACUUUUGCUCAUAACACAGGACUGACGUUACAUAACAAGAUCCAUAGUCGAGAAGAGAAAUAUUCGGAGUCUGAUUCAGUGUAUGAAGAGGAGCUCAGUUGGCAGCGCACACUGCUGGAUGCCAUUUUGCAGCCUGAGAUAAAGCUGCACAGUACAGAGGCCUACAUUCACUUCCCUUUCUCUUAUCACCACACAGUAGUUCCCUUUUCCUCAUCUCCAGACAUGUUCUUGCUGACCAGCAGCUCUGUAACCAGAAGAGGAACUCCAGUCUGGACCAAGAGGACCCAGAGAGAAACUCCCAUCACUGCAAACCCUCCCAAAAUACUCAACAGCGCUAUGUUGGCUGCAGAAUAUUUCAGGUUUCUGGGAUCUUUAGUCUCCCAGGAACUGAAGUUGGAGUCCAACAUCAACACAGUCAUCAAAAAGGUCCAGCAGAGAAUGUACUUCAUAUGCCAGCCCAGGAAAUACAACCUGUCUCAGGAGCUGCUGAUCCAGUUUUACACUGCAGUCAUCAAGCGCUACAUGUGUGACUUCUUUCCGUACCUACUGGCGGUGGUGACCCCCUUUUCCUCUCACUCCCUCUCUCCUCAAGAAAAAAGUGCCUCAAGUUUAACUCUGACAACAAUGGCUUCGGUCAUGAUCAUGAGAAAGUUUGUCUGCGAUCGGCUGACGGCGGCCGCGCAGGAAAUACUGGGAGCCUUUGAGAAGAAAAUUGAUGAUUAUGAAGUAGAAAUCGCUCGUCAACGCAGACUGCUGGACACCGUUUUGACGCCUCAGUUAAGGCUUCACAGGACAGACCUCUCACAGACAAUUGUCCAUAAGGAGGAAGAGGACUUUCACAUGGAACAGCAGCAGCAACUGAAUAACCGGGACACAAAUGCAAGCCUGGUACAACAAGGUCCCCCUAAGGUUAAACAUGAAGAAGAGGAAAUGUGCAUCAGUCAGACACAGCAGCAGGUGCCACUGCAACAGGAGACUGAUGCCUCUAAUUUGACUCAUGAGGGAAGUGUCCGCAGUGAUCAAACUCAGCCUUUGAACCCUGAUCAAACUCAGAAUGCAGCGGAGAAAGAUCCUCAAUCCAAGAAGGAUGCAGUGACUGGAUCUGACGGGGAGAGUUCUGCAGGAUCAGAACCAAAAAGUGACCACCGGCUCCUCUCUGACAGCUCUUGUGAAGCUGGGAGCGAAGAUCACAUAACUGGUAACAAUGGAAGUCCAUCGCCAACUGAACAUAUCGAGUCAACACCAAAUGACAAAAGCCUUGAUGAGAACACAUCAGCUACAAAUACUGAGCAAACACUAAACAAGAAAAGCAGUGAUGAGAACACAACCGCAAACAAAGGUACUGAGCCAACACCAAAUACGAAACAAAACGAAGACAACGCAGCACCAGCCAGUAACAAUGAGACCACAAAAUCCGCUACAAGCAGUGAUCCCACACCAAACAAGGAAUGCAACAGUGAAAACAAUACAGCAACAGGUAACGAGCUAACACCAACUGAGCAAUCUAACAGUGAGACCAUCACAAUCAGAGUUUGUGAGCCCAACGAUGAAAACCCAACAUCAACCAGAAGUAUAGAGACUGCACCACAAAAGAGAUGUACCAAUGCGAACACUGCAUCAAAUACAGGUACUGACGCAACAACAAGUGAGAAAUGUAAGGAUAAGGCCACAACAUCAGAUGAACAUACAGAACCAACAUCAAGCAAAAAACAUAGGUCAACAUCCACUAGAGGCACCAAGCCAACACCAAAAAAGACACCCAAUGUUGAGAAUACAGCAUCAACCAAAAGCACUGAACCAACAUCAAAUAAGAAACACAGAAAUGAGAGCACAACAGAAAAUGCAAGUACUGAUCCAAGACCAGAUGGGAACACAACAUUAGAUAAAUGUAACAAGCCAACACCAGAUAAGAAACCCAGUGAUGGUAAAACAACUUCAACUGGAAUUACUGAAACGACACGGAAAAAGACACGCAAUGUUGACAACGCAACAUACAAUGAGAAGGCAAAAUCACGUAAACCUCCCAAACCGAAGCCAGCUCCAGAUUCGGAAGAUGACAAUGAUAACAUGAAAUCAACUGGAAAUACUGAGUCAACACUAAAUAAGAAAUCCAGUGAUGGGAAAGCAACUUCAAAGACUAAACCAACACCAGAUAAGAAACGUAACAAUGAGACAAGAACAUCAAAUGGAAGUACUAAGCAAACACCAAAGAAGAAAACUGACGAAGGAAACACGUCUACAAAAAGUAAAGAGUCAACAUCACGCAAGAGACCUAACGUUGGGAAAUUUAAGGAUGAAAAUACAGCAUCAGCAGGAAAUGUAGAGCCAACGCCAAGUGGUCGACCGAAGAGUAGGAGAAUAUCAUCAAAUGCAGCUGCUGAGCCAACACAGAAAAAGAAAAAUGGGCACAGGACAUCCGCUGGAAGUACAGAGACUGAAGACAAUCCUUACAAGUGUGACAGGUGUGGAAAAGUAAUGUCUAAUUUCAAAAACUACAAAUUUCACAUGAAAUCCCAUACCGUUGACAAGUCUUUUAAGUGCGAGACUUGUGGCAAAAUGUUCAGGGAGAGUUGGGAUUUGAAUAAACACGUGGUAAUCCACGCUGCAGAGAAGCCUUUUAAAUGCAAAGUUUGCGGAAAAGAAUUCAACUGGCGUUACAAUCAUGACCUGCAUGCCAGGGUUCACACCGGGGAAAGGCCGUACGUGUGCAGCUUUUGUGGGAGAUGCUUCAUCUCAUGUGUGAAUAUGAAAAAGCACAUGAGAACUCAUACCGGGGAGAAGCCUUACACCUGCAGUGACUGUGGGAGGGAGUUUGCGGAUUGUUCGUCUUUCAAGAUUCAUAGGCGAAUACACACUGGGGAGAAGCCUUACAAGUGUUCCUUUUGCAAGAGAACAUUUGCCACCAAGACGACGUUGACGAGACACACCAGAACGCACACCGGUGAGAAGCCAUAUAAGUGCGAGACAUGUGAGAAGAUGUUCCGUCACAAAACGGAUUUGAAACAACACGUUAGGUUACAUACUGGGGAAAAACCAUAUGAAUGCGUUACUUGUGGGGAAAAGUUCUCCACCUGGAUAAAGCUCGACAAACACAAAAAAAAGAAACACAUAAAGGCUCCAGACAGCUCCACUUUCCAAAUGGACAAAUCAGAUGCCAAAUCCUGCAGUUUAGUGCCUUACAGAAGCUUCAUGAUAGUUGUUUCUUUACACAGAGAUGGUAGAUUUUGGAGGAAGUUAAUCAACGAGCGAGUUAGUGCUGCAGUAGAGCAAAUAUUAGGAGUUUGUGAGCAGGCUGUAGCUGCGUAUGAGGAGGAGAUCUCUCGUCAACGCAUACUGCUGGAUAUCCUUUUGAAGCCCCAGAUAAGGCUGCACAGAACAGAGUUCCCACUGCAACAUGCAUGUAAGAAGGAGGAUGUUCUCAAUGAUGAGCAGCUCUGUAACCAGGAGAGGAACUCCAAUCUGGGCCGAGAAGACCCAAAGCCUCCACAGAUUAAAGAGGAACAGGAGGACUAUACCUCUAAAUUGAGUUCUGCUUUUGAUCAAACUGAAAGCGAUUCGUUUUUGCUUUCAGAUGCUGAUGAAACUCAGCAGACUGCAGCAGUGGAAGAUCCUCUUGACAAAAUCUGUAUUAAAUGGGUUAGAUCUGAAUCUGCCCGGGCAAACUCUGGAGUAUCAGAGCCAAACAUUGAUCAGCUCAGAUCUCCAAAAGCAAAGACAACACGUAAACAUGUGGAUGCAAGAUCAUCUUUAAGAAUUAGGCCAAAACCAAACAAUAAAUCUAGCACUGGGAGGACAUUAUCAACUACAAAUACUGACCCCAAGCCAAAUAACACAUUUUCAACUAGAAAUACUGAUCCAAAACCAAAGAAGAAACAAAGUGAAGCAGAAAGCACAGCAUUAACUGCAAAUAUUGAGCCAAAACCGAAGAAAUCUACUAACACAUCAUCAACUACAAGUACUGAGCAAAACCCAGAGAACACAGAUGAUGCCCGGAGCACAACAUCAGAUUCUGAACCACAACCAAAGAAGAAAAGUAAGCAUGCGGAUGCAACAUUAGCUUUUAGUACUGAGCCAACACAAAACACUGAGGUCACAACAUCAACUUCAAAUACUGAUCCAAAACCAAAGAAGAAACAUAAUGCAGGGAACACAUCAUCAACUACCAAUACUGUUCCAAAACCAAAGAAAUCUGCGAAGACAUCAUCAACUACAAGAGCAAAGCAAAACCCAAAAAAGAACCCAGAGAACACAACUGCCAAUACUGAGCCAAAAUUAAAGGAGAAAAGUAAGGAUAGAGAGAUGAGAUCAGCUUCAAGUAUUGAGAAAAAAUCGGAGAAUAAAUGCAACAGCGGCAGUAACACAUCAACUGCAAGUACGACACCAAAACAAAACGGGAACAAUGAUCAUGGACAUUCAAGAGUCACUGGCAACACUGAGCCAGACCCAGGAAACAAACCUUACACAUGCAACGAGUGCAAUAAAACCUUCUCUUACAUGAAAAACUUGAAAGUACACAUGAGAAUCCAUACAGGUGAAAAGCCUUUUAAUUGCACCCGGUGCGAAAGGACGUUCAACCAGAAGUCAGCCUUGAAACAACACAUUAAAACCCACACUGGUGAAAAGCCUUUCAAGUGCAAAUCUUGCGGGAAAAGUUUUGCCCAGGUGACCGCUGUAACUAAACACAUGAGGACUCACACAGGUGAGAAGCCGUACACUUGUGACACAUGUGGGAAAAAAUUCAGCUGUGGCGCAAAUUUGAAGAAGCACAAGCGAAUUCACACAGGUGAGAAGCCUUACACCUGCAUCGACUGCGGGAAGGAGUUCGCCGAUUCCACAUCUUUUAAAAAUCAUCGCCGAGCGCACACGGGGGAGAAGCCUUACAAAUGCAAUCGAUGUAGGAAAAGUUUCACACUCAGUACGACUCUGAUAAAGCACAUCCGAACCCACACAGGUGAAAAGCCAUACAAGUGUAACACUUGUGGAAGCAGUUUUUCUCAACCAACAGAUUUGCAAAUGCACAUUAGGAGUCAUACCGGCGAGAGACCAUACAAAUGCAAUGAUUGUGGAAAAGCAUUCAUAAACAACACAAAACUGUCAAAUCACAUACAGGUGAUGCACAGAGCAGCAGUUCUUAAAAAAAUAACUGCUUUAUAUGAAAAAGCCAUCAAAUGUUAACCAAACUAGAUCUUUUGGAGAUCUUGUCUUGAACGUUUGGUUUUCCUUUACAGGACUCACUGCUGUGGAAGUGGCUCUCUGACAUUAAUCAGGCACUGAACCAGAAUCCAGAUCCAGAAUUUUAAAAAAAAACAACAACAAAACAUAAUUACACAGCCAGUGCAUGUUCAGUAAAUGGGUUACUCUGGAGUUCCUGUUACAAAAUUGUAUGGCCACCUGUUGCACCACAACCAGACUCCACAAACAAAAACAACAUUUUUCCCCCCUAAAAUUACUAGAGAAAAUGUGACAAUUAUAACAAUAAGUCCUAAUCGUAAUUUUUACCAUAUGUAUGUAAAUUUGAGGUAAAGCCACCCAUACAAGCAUUCUUAUUCACUUGAGACAUCUUUUAAUUCUGUUUUUAUUGACCUUUAACAAAAUCAGAAAACAUGUUUUUAAAUUAAGUUGAAGUUCAUGGCAAAGUCCAAUCCAUUAUUUUACAUUUGGAUACAUUAUGGUAUCUAGUAUGUCCAACUGACUGUAAGUUAACCAUUAAUUUAAUUGCCUCUAAUUUGGGUAAACUGGAAUAUGUGACAAUUUAAGUUCCUUUAUGUAAAGCUACUGUACAUACACCUUCAUUAGUUUUUUAUUAUUGCUUUUUAAAAUGAUUGUAUAUGUUUUCGUGAUCUGUGUCAUGCUUUUCCCCCCAGAUAAAUCCUGCAGGCAGCAAUGAAGUCCAUUUAUUUUAUUUUUGAGUGGAUAAAGUUAUGUUUGAUGGUUGUGUGUUAAUAUGCAAAUUAUAAGUCUAUGUCUCAUUUCUUUUCAGUCAGUGUUUUUGGACUUUGACAUUGAUGCUAUUUUGUACAGAUCUGUUUGUAGUUUUGUUCUGGGCACCUGCUAAUUUUCUGCGUUAUUUUGCUACCAGCUACUUGUGUAUUGUGUUUUAUUGGUAUUGGUUUUUAUAUUUUUAUUUUGGUUGUUGUUUGACAAGUGUAUUUCUCUGUAAAUUUGCAAAGAGCUGAUAAAUGAAUACUCAUGUUUGACUAUCCUGAACAAAAGUGGUCCACAGAAUACUGUAGAUGGAUGGAUGUUUGAACAGAAGG
Scomber scombrus (Atlantic mackerel) is the source of this 7133-nucleotide messenger RNA. RefSeq lists its product as uncharacterized. Gene Ontology annotation, molecular function: RNA polymerase II cis-regulatory region sequence-specific DNA binding; methyltransferase activity; DNA-binding transcription factor activity, RNA polymerase II-specific. Lineage: Eukaryota; Metazoa; Chordata; Actinopteri; Scombriformes; Scombridae. Gene Ontology annotation, biological process: regulation of transcription by RNA polymerase II. Bases 124 to 6051 code for a protein of 1975 amino acids. The record is from RefSeq and is a predicted model, not a curated record. The transcript is spliced from 11 exons.